Cricetulus griseus (Chinese hamster) is the source of this 9083-nucleotide messenger RNA. NCBI's taxonomy places the organism in Eukaryota, Metazoa, Chordata, Mammalia, Rodentia, Cricetidae. The record is from RefSeq and is a predicted model, not a curated record.
GGGGUGCGCGCAGUCGCCCAGCAGGCGCAGCGAGGAAGCAGCGCGGAGCCGGAGCCUAGCCGAGGUGAAGCAGGGUACCCUAGGCUGACGGAUUCAAGUAUGCAGCUGGUGCUAGAGGUGUGUGGCACCUUACCUGAGCCAGGCCAUGAGGCCAUGUUGCCAUGAUGUGGGCCCCUCAUGGCCUCAGCAGGAACAGAGCACUACAAUAUUGGCCUGCGCCGAGGAAACAGCUUCAAGCAGAGACGUCCCUCAGGCACAGUGUCUGCUUCAUCACCUGAAAAACCCUCGGAAGUCAAAGUCUGGUCUCAGGCCCAUCAGCAGGUGAAGCCAAUCUGGAAACUGGAAAGGAAGCACGUAGGCACACUGUCAGCAGGGCUGGGCACCAGUCUCUUGGGAGUCCAACCCCAGCCAGCCUAUUUCUUUUGCCCUAGCACUUUAUGUAACUCUGGGACCACAGCUGUCAUUGCAGGCCACAGCAAUCCCUGUUACCUGCAAUCUCUCCCUGACUUGUUCAACAAUACUCUGCUGUACCGCCGCACCAACGUGAGGCAAAAACCAUACCAGCAACUGGAAUCUUUCUGCUUGCGCUCCAGCCCAUCAGAGAAAAGAUCUUUUUCUUUCUCUCAGAAGGGUAUCCCUGUCAGUGUCACUGCCAAUAAAGUCACAUCUUCUACAGUCUUCCCCAUGGCUCAACCCAUGGCAUCUUCACCCACUGAUCCAUACCUCUCACUGGCAGCAGCUGGGGAGAAUCCUUCAAGGAAGAGCCUGUCCUCUGCCAUCUCAGGGAAGAUUGCAUCUCCACUGUCUUCCUACAAGCCCAUGCUGAACAACAACUCCUUCAUGAGGCCAAAUAGCACUAAAGUGCCCUUAUCACAAGCCACAGAUGGCCUGAAGCCAGUAUCCUCACCCAAGAUCCAGCCUGUCUCCUGGCAUCAUUCAGGGGGUACUGGAGACUGUGUACCUCAGCCUGGUGACCAUAAGGUACCCCAAAGCAUUGGCACUAUCUUAGAUGAUUCCACUGCCCCUGACACCCCAUCUACCCCUAGCACCCUCAACAUAUCCACAGCCAGUGUUCCCUCUUCCCAGUGCAGUCAGAGUAACUUUAGGAUGGAGGCACAUCCCUGUGGCCUGGAUGAAAACCUGGAUUCCCACAGUGCUACUAAAGAGGUGCAUUUCACUGAAGCUGUGAGGAAAUUGACUGCAAAAGGCUUUGAGAAGAUGCCACGGCAAGGCUACCAGUUUGAACAGGCUUGUUUUGUGAACCCCAGCUUCCAGUGGGGUCUUCUCAACAGAAGCAGGCGGUGGAAACCUCUGAUGGGCCAACGGUUUCCUCAGGAAGAUACUGGAUUAGACAGUGAGAUCCUUCCUGGUGCCUCCGACACCUUGGGGUUGGACAGUACAGUCUUUUGUACCAAAAGGAUCAGCAUUCACCUCCUGGCCUCACAUGUUCAUGGGCUCAACCCCAGCCCUACCUGUGGGUCUGUAGUUGACCCCCAAUCAUUUGGAGAAGACAGAACUCCUGUUCCCCCUUCUUCCCUCCAGCCUCUUGAUGUAGCCGAAGUGGCCACUCGCCUUUCUUCUGUCCAUCUUGGCCAGCCUGAGAAGGAGCCUGAGGAAGCCAAGGAGCUGAGCUCAUGUCCUAUAAGUCGUUGUUCAGCUACUGACCUACGGCCAAACCAGGUGGAGCCUGAAGAUACAGAAGAUGAACUAGGAGAUGGUUUGGAAGAUUGCUGCAGUCAUGGUGAAAAUGAAGAAGAGGAGGGAAACUCAGAGUGCUCUUCCUUAAGUAUUAUCUCCCCCAGUGAGUCGGUGGCAAUAAUAUCUCGGAACUGUGUGGAUUUAAUGUCCAAAUCUCUUCCCAGUCAUGAGAAAGUUGUACGACCAGCCCUCAUCUACAGUCUCUUCCCCAAUGUAUCCCCUACCAUCUAUUUUGGAACUCGGGAUGAAAGAGUGGAAAAACUUCCAUGGGAACAGAGGAAGCUACUUCGGUGGAAGAUGAGCACAGUGACCCCUAACAUUGUCAAGCAGACCAUUGGACGGUCACACUUCAAAAUCAGCAAGAGGAAUGAUGACUGGCUGGGCUGCUGGGGUCACCACAUGAAGUCUCCUGGUUUUCGAUCCAUUAGAGAGCAUCAGAAGCUAAACCACUUCCCAGGCUCCUUCCAGAUUGGUAGGAAGGACCGACUGUGGCGGAACCUGUCUCGAAUGCAGAGCCGUUUUGGCAAGAAAGAGUUCAGUUUCUUCCCCCAGUCUUUUAUCCUGCCCCAGGAUGCCAAACUCCUGCGCAAAGCCUGGGAGAGCAGCAGCCGUCAGAAGUGGAUUGUGAAGCCACCAGCAUCUGCUCGAGGCAUUGGCAUUCAGGUCAUUCACAAGUGGAGUCAGCUCCCCAAGCGCAGGCCCCUCCUGGUACAGAGGUAUCUACACAAACCCUACCUCAUUAGUGGCAGCAAAUUUGAUCUUCGGAUCUAUGUUUAUGUUACUUCUUAUGAUCCUCUACGGAUUUACCUCUUUUCGGAUGGACUCGUCCGCUUUGCCAGUUGCAAGUAUUCCCCUUCCAUGAAGAGUCUUAGCAACAAGUUCAUGCACCUGACCAACUACAGUGUCAAUAAAAAGAAUGUGGAGUACCAGUCCAAUGCUGAUGAGACAGCCUGCCAGGGCCACAAAUGGGCACUGAAGGCUUUGUGGAAUUAUCUGAGCCAGAAGGGAAUUAAUAGUGAUGCUAUCUGGGAGAAGAUAAAGGAUGUUGUUGUCAAAACCAUCAUCUCGUCAGAGCCCUACGUGACCAACCUACUGAAGUUGUAUGUCCGGCGCCCCUACAGCUGUCAUGAACUCUUUGGUUUUGACAUCAUGCUGGAUGAGAACCUAAAGCCCUGGGUUCUAGAAGUCAAUAUUUCUCCAAGCCUCCACUCCAAUUCUCCCUUGGACAUCAGCAUCAAGGGCCAGAUGAUCCGAGAUCUCCUGAACCUGGCAGGCUUUGUUCUGCCCAACAUGGAGGAUAUCCUCUCCAGUUCCAGCAGCACCAGCAGCACCAGCAGCUCAAGCACCAGCCUGCCAAGCUCUCCUAGGGACAAAUGUCAAAUGACUCCAGAGCAUUUUACUGCACAGAAGAUGAAGAAAGCCUAUUACCUGACACAGAAAAUUCCCGACCAGGACUUCUAUGCGUCUGUGCUGGAUGUCUUGACACCAGAUGAUGUUCGGGUUCUGGUCGAGAUGGAAGAUGAGUUUUCUCGUCGUGGUCAAUUUGAAAGAAUUUUUCCUUCUCGAAUCUCUUCUCGUUAUCUUCGUUUUUUUGAGCAGCCACGAUAUUUCAACAUUCUCACCACCCAGUGGGAACAGAAGUACCAUGGAAACAAGCUCAAAGGAGUAGAUCUGCUCCGGAAUUGGUGCUACAAAGGCUUCCACACGGGGAUUGUCUCUGACUCAGCUCCAUUGUGGUCUCUGCCAACAUCGAUCAUGACUGCCUCAAAGGGUGAUGGGACACCCAGUGCCAUCAGCAAAUUAGAACGCAUCAAGUCAAGAAAGCAAAGCUGCUCCGAGGGAAACAUGCUGUCCUCUGAAGAUGGGAUACUACCCAAGCCCAAGAAGAGUCAUGCUGGUCUUUCCCCCUUAUCCAGGAAGAUUUCAUCCUCAAAGAACAAUGAGGACACCAGCAAAGAGUCCAACCACUCUACCCAGGUGUUACCUGUACUCAAGUACUCUGGGCACAAUUCCAGACUUUGUGCUUCCUCCACUUCCCAGUCAGCCAGUGACUCCCUCCUGACUGCUGUGAGCCUGUGACUGGUCUGCACAGGAGCACUCAGCUACCUCAAGGGAACCGACCUGCUAAUGAGCCUGAGCCUCUACCCGCCUCCACUUUGCCCCUCAUCAGAGUAUUUUUUUGAAGUGGUUCUAUUGUAGAUGCGGGCAUCUGGAGGGCUGGAGGGGUGGUGGUGAUGGGGAGAAGGUGAGGAAGGUUCCACCCUCUGUCACCUCACUGCCUGGCUGGCACCUCAUAUCUCAGUAGAGAAGCCAGUGGCGGCCAAGCAGCCUUAUAAAGCAGGGUUUGGUUUCUACUCUGAGAGCCAUGUGUGAUUUAUUUGAGGCCCUGGUAUAGGGCUUGAGUUGUUGCUCAAGAGGAGAAAAUGUGCUAAACACACAGAAGUCUCUUGUUCUGUAAUUGAGAGGAAUUCCUAAAAGGUCCUGAUUUCCUUAAGUCUUUUGUCCCCUGCACAUCCUUGUCUUAAAGAGCCAUUUUUAGAAACCUCCAGUCUUCUUCAAAGACAAAGCAGGGGAAACCAUGACAGGCAUCCUGGUCUUGGGGUGACCUCCAUAACAUAUCUGCAGUUAAGGUUCCACUUAGUCAGUAGCCCUCCAUCUUCUGUGACUCUCCAGGGCUCCCUUGAAGGAGCCCAGAUAAUUUUAGUCAUGGUUAUAUAGAGGAGGGUGGAAUGAGCUGUUUCCCCUCAAUACAGGAAGUCUUAUAGUCUGUUUUGCUUUAAGCAGGGUUUGGUGCCUUGGCAGGUGGGUUUUAACACAAUCAUUUUUGUUGGACAGACUUCUUAUCUCUGACAGUCUAUACUCAGUUAAAUCUACCUCCCUUCGGGACUCAGUGAACUCUAAGCACUGAAUAAACACUGAGUUAACUGUGCAUACAGCUCUCCAAGCACACUAGCCCCUGAAGCAGAAGCAUUGCUGUCCUCCCCAAUGUGGGGAAGUAGAGCCCAGGGAAGCCCAAGGUGGGAGAGUUUCACUAGAGCAAUGGCCCUCCUUAGCCUAGCACUCCCCUCCUCCCUGGGACCUGCAGUCUCUAGUUUGUCUAGCAGUGGGACAUAUAAGAAGCCAAUUGGCCCUAUGGUCUGAUAAGCAAGCUUUGCCCUUUGUACAACAGGUUGGAAGCCCAGCAACUGAGAAUCACCCUGGUCUCAUCCUCAUUCUUCUGAGCUUUGGAAAGAGGGAGACUCUCUUGUCAUGACUCCCAGAGUCCUGUGGCCAAUUGGCAUGAAGCCUGGAAAGAUAAGAGAGACCUGACUGGGUUCAAGGUCACAGAGUAGGUAGACAUGGCGGUCAGUCCUAAGGUUGUGUUGACAGUUGUGAAGAAAGCUGGAUGGCAGAGUUCUAAGCAGUACUUUCUGUUUCAGAGUCAGUCCACAGUGGGAGGGAGAGUCCAUGGCCAUCCUGGAAAAUCUGAUAUCAACAGCCAACACCCUCUUGUCCUCAUGGUUACAGUAUUCUAGUGCACAUGUGACAAAGGGACAUAGUCUGCCCAGGAGAAAAUAGGCCUUUACUCAACAUUACGCCCAAUGCAUGUCUUUGGUGCAGAGGCCUGUUUAAGCCAGUUUACUCCUUGAAAAUGGACUUAAUUCCUCAGCCUGCCUCUGAGGAUCCCCAUCACAGUUUCCAACCCUGCAACUGCAGAGAAGGAACAGUACUGUAGCAGUCUGGGGUCCACCAGGGGUAGGGACUUGGGCAGUGUACUGCCCUCAAUGAGAGCAGUACACUGGCAGUUUCUGUUUUGUGUUCUGAGGUGACCCAGGCCUGCCUCAUAAAUGCUAUAGUCUGUAUGCAUGUGUUGCUGGGCCCAACCACACACUGUAUUUAUUGAAUCUUCAUUACAUUUGAAGCUGAUGGAUCUGUUUUGUUAGUGGGAGUUACGUCUCAUUCUCAAGAGAGUGAAAUUUUGAUAAAUUAUUUCACUGCAUAUUUUAGCACUGGCUAGUCAACAAUAGAUAGCAUUCAAUUGAAUGAGGGAUUUUUAAAAAAUAAUGGGUUUUGAAAGUUUUAAAUUUGGAAGUGUAGUUGAGUACAUAUUUAUUAGACUGCAUCGUUGUUUUCCCAAGUUAAGGACUUCCCCAGCCUCUAGAAGAAUGGAAGCAAAGGCUCCUGAGACAAGCAAGAACAUGAGACCUACCCUGCAGAGUUGUGAAAAUUUAAACCAAACAAAAGGACUGGGGACUGUUCUGUGCAAGAAAUGUAAAAAUCUUCCCUUGAAAUGGUGUGGUGGCUCUUGUCUUUAAUCCCAGCAUUUAGGCAGUAGAGGCAAGCCAAUAAACCUUUCCUUGAUGGGAACAACUACAGAGAUGUCCCAGAAGAGGCCAGAACAGUGUCUAGACACCCCAUCAUCCUUCACCUAGUGUUCACUAAUUACAGUUUUCAUUAUUCCUUUGAAUGGUAGCACUCCAAUGGGAAUCACUUGUCUGGUUUCACCUUUACAGCAUGUAAGUGUCCCACGGAGGGGAGCAUUAAGCAUUAUGAAUAUGUAUGUGAAUUGGUAAUUUGGUUAUCCCAAGAACCCUGAUUGGCAAAGAAUAACAAGAGUGAGUGCAUUCCUGGUAUCUAAAGCCAAACAGCACAGAAGACAGAUCCCGAGUCAAGUAGGAGCUAGAGGCCUGCUGUGUGGACCUAGCAACUGCACCAGGGGAUGGUGUCACCAGGUCCACUCUUAGGGUGGCAGCUGUUUUGCUGAAAGUGACUUCCUAUCACCACAGCCAAAGAACAUUCUUGGUGGCUUCUGUGGCAAUUCAGCACUGUUGAGGGCCAGUGAAGAAGAUUAAUCCACACACAGCGAUUUCCACGUUCUUCAGCUGAAUUAGUUACCUGGAAUAAGGUGAUGGCCAAAGGCUACUAAAGAGUGUUCCCAUUGGCUUCUUGCUAGUACUGAAGGCUCCCUCUGAUUAGGCUCCACUGUGUAGUUUGCUUUGGUCCUGGAAAUGAUGGAUUUUAGAGAACUGUAUCUUGUCACUUGGGACAGCCUCUCCAGCCAUGCUUAGCCUUAAACAUUCUUCUAAUACCUAACGACCUGUGUGGAUUCUUUUGACCUCCCUCCAUCAGCUUCAGAUCAGUGGGAGCAGCAAGCAGUCUUAAGUUGGUCUUAACAGAUUUCUUACGUGAGAGACCACAGUGGGAUUAAUAUUUCGGCAUUCUAAGACCCAUGUGUGCCUUAACCAUCAGAAUGUGCUGAGAUUUGGAAUACUGGGGGUUGUUACCACUGGAGAGGUCAACCUUUAAAAUGCUUUCAUAUCUUCUAAAUUUCAGUUUAGUUACCAGGUAUAUCAAUCUCUUAGAUGUAGUUAUGGGGAUUAAAUUGGGUGUAAGACAUCUAAAAAAAAAAAAAAAAAGCCUGAAACAUCAAAAUGAUUACCAAACUACUUCCCUCUUGGAGUAGCAGUAUCAGAGCCAGGUGGUUCAGGGCAGAGCUGUGUCAGCUCAGCAAAUGUUCUCAGGCCUGUGGUGGCUGUGUCUGGCAGGACCCAUCUUGUUACAUUGGUGUUCCUAAGCAGUACAACUAUUUGUAUAACAUUCCCAUUGUAUUGGGUAUGAUAGUUUAAUCCAGAUGCCAUUCGAAGUCCAUCAGAGGAUGUGUGCAGGUUAAACUCGGCAGGAGUUACUCCAUUUACCUAAGGGAUUGGAACAUCUGUGUGCUUUGAUAUCUGGGAGGUCCUAGAACCAACCCUCACAUUGACUGGAGAACUGUGCUUUGAUUGUGCCCAUGGGAGAUUAGAGCUGUGGAUUUGAUCAAGAUAAUUAGCUUGAAAGUUUAGAACCCUAUCAGCUGCUAGAGGCACAAGUCAAACUUAACACUAACAAGUUUAAAGUUUGAAAUACCCAGAUCUGGAAAUGCACAGUCAUUGUGAAGUGCCUGUAUUGUUGACAAGGAUGCACAGGCCCAUUGAUUGACAGUUUGGUAGUUUAAAAAGUCGAACAGCCUGUGUGGCCAGCAGUUACUGAAAAAACAAGUUAGUACAUCUGUUCAGGAUAUACUGUUUAGACAUAAGAGGAAAAGCUGGGAUAAGUGAAAAAAAAGCCAGAAACAGGUGUAUAUGCUUUCUGAUUCAAUUCUAGAAAAGGAAAUGAUUGUCAUAGAAGGCAGGAAUUGCUGAGGAUUGCCUGUAGGUGAUGGAGGGGAGUGGGGGAUUGACUGUAAAGAGGCACAUUGGAAAUGUCUUAAUUGUGGGUACCAUAACAACCACAUAUAGUUGGCAGACCUCAAAAUUGUAUAGUUGAAAUAAGUAUAUAUGUAAAUAAAUAAAGCUGAUUUUCUUUCCUUUUUAAUUUUUUUUUUUUUUUUCAUUUUUCAGUCCUGGCAAGUGCUCUGCUGCUGAGCUGUACUACUUGGCCCAAAGCUGAUUAAGAAACAACACACACACACACACAUACACACACACACACACACACACACACACACUCACUACCCAUUUCAUGAGAUGUAGAAAUUAAAGUCAUGAUCACAAUGAGGUAACAGGAGGACAGUUAAGAGUGAAAGGUAGUUGUGGAUCAAUUGGAAUGGGUAAAGCCGUUGCAGCUUGCAUAUGUGACUUGUGUAAGCAUAAGAUGUUGAUCAUGAUUGAACCCUUGAAGCAAUUUUUAAAGACAGCAUAUCUACCUGUGACCCAAAGCACUGAGAGAAACCAGACAUAGGAAGGCAUAUUAUAUAGUUAACUGAAAUUUGGAGGGGAACUCAGCUAUGGGUGCCGAAAGCAGCUGUGGUUGCCUUCAUAACAAUGGUAAAGGAGAAACCUUGUGGGUUGAUAGUAACGCUACACUCUUGGGUGUUGUUUUGUGGAUUACAUGCUUGCUAAAACUUAGUGAAUUGUGUAAGACUUGUGCAUUUUAUAAUUGGAUUGAAAUUGAUGUGUUAAAUUUUAGCGUUUUAAGUGUAUGUUUCAGUGGUAUUCAUAAUAUAUUGGACAACUUUCACUUCCCCUGGUUCUAGAACAUUUUUCUAAACUUGAAAACAAACUCUGCCAGUUAAGCAGUUGCUCCUCCUCCUUCCCUCCCCUUUCUCCCUGCCCAUAGUAAUCACCAAUCUUUCUGUUGUAGGUUCACCCAUUCUGGAUGUUUUUACAUAAAUAGAACUGUGAUAUGUAUCUGGCUUAUCUGACUUUGCAUGAGUUCAGCAUUCACUUUGUAAAACAAGUCAGUACUUCAUUCCUUUUUAUCACUAGUUUAUUUGUUGUAGGAAGUGAUGGGUUUUGUCAUGACAUUUUCAUCAUGUACAUUUCUUUCCCAUUACCCUCUGUCCCCUUCCUCCUGGUCUCCUUCUUCUUCACUGAGAGCUGCUGUACGUGUAUGUGUGCGCGCUUUGAAUAAAGGGUAUGCUAAUGUGA